Messenger RNA from Oncorhynchus gorbuscha (pink salmon), 991 nucleotides. Its product is annotated as kelch-like protein 29. The record is from RefSeq and is a predicted model, not a curated record. The transcript is spliced from 5 exons. The coding region runs from base 337 to 984 and encodes 215 amino acids. Lineage: Eukaryota; Metazoa; Chordata; Actinopteri; Salmoniformes; Salmonidae.
GGCAUUCGCUCGAAUCUAACCAACCGACGCUGAGUAGGGAUCGGAUAAAGACGCGUUCUGUGGCAUCUGCCAAAACUCCCGACCACUCCGCUCACAAUUGUCAACGGAGAGACAGUAGCCCGCAAACAGCAGACACCUGACAGGCAACAGAAGGGCUAAAGCAAGAGGCAACAUAAUACAUUUAGCCGUAAAAUGCAACAGUCUUUGUUGGAUUAAAACAUCAUUCAAAGAUAAACGUCGCAUAGGCAGUGAAACUAGGACGAACGCCGGUGCUGAAGCUCAACUGCGACUAGGGAGGUGUAGACGGGAAUACUCAAAAGAUCGAAUUUGUCUGUGAUGAGAAUCGCCAUCCACCAGAGACCUAAGGCAGAGGAAGUGAUGUCCGGUCACCACAAUCGCUUCGAGAGGGAGUACCGGGGGACACCGUGGGAGAGGCGGGACAUCGUCCGUUCGGCCGGCCUCCUUAAUGGAGCGGGAGCCAAUAACUGCUGCGCCGCCGCUGUCGGCAAUGGAAACAACCGGCCGGGACUCCUCCCACUGCCCGUCAUCCCCUCCCUCCUGCCCACCCCAGUUACGGUUGCUGUGACGACGUCGAGUGGUGGUGACAUGGUCAUCAAGCGUCAAGGAGGGGUCACGAUCGCUGUUGCUGGUUCUGCCAAGGUGUCAGGUGGGUCUCCAGGGGAGAGGGAGAGCCAGGCUCCAGGUCUGCUGUUAGCGCCAGGGGUGAAGUGGGGACAGACGCCCAUCAACCAGCUCACACCCUGGGAGACGGAAGAACCCCCUGCCAAACAGCAGCACAGAGAUAGUGAAUCUACAGGUCCUACGUGGGCACCUCCAGUAGUAACAGUGACCCAAUCCAGUCUCCUGCCCCACUCCUAUUCCCUCCGCCCCCUCCUUCAGCCACAGUGUCACUGUCCAGUCGCCCAUCAUAGGUGUGACCCCUCCAUCCAAUCCCCCAUGCCCCCCACCCCCACCCACUCAUGACAGCCCA